This is a messenger RNA of Helianthus annuus (common sunflower), 1291 nucleotides long. RefSeq names its product probable prolyl 4-hydroxylase 12. Gene Ontology annotation, biological process: peptidyl-proline hydroxylation to 4-hydroxy-L-proline. The record is from RefSeq and is a predicted model, not a curated record. The transcript has 7 exons. Bases 268 to 1185 code for a protein of 305 amino acids. Gene Ontology annotation, cellular component: endoplasmic reticulum. Gene Ontology annotation, molecular function: procollagen-proline 4-dioxygenase activity; L-ascorbic acid binding; iron ion binding. NCBI's taxonomy places the organism in Eukaryota, Viridiplantae, Streptophyta, Magnoliopsida, Asterales, Asteraceae.
CGGGCCAAGCUCUUGUUCCUAGUAACCCAGGCGGCCAGGCCCACGAAUUGGUUUUGAGAGGCGGCAGCCAGCCCUCUAGUCUAGCAGGUGGUGGUUAAAUUUUGAUCAGAGAUCUGUAGCGUUUUAGCCUCUAGGCACGACGACAGCAAUCUCGCGAUCCGUUGAUGUAAAAAAGAACCAACAAUGAUGCGGAUUGCUCAAAUCCUGAAUAAUAAAAGUUACUUACUGAUUGAUUCUUGAAGCAAUUUUCACUCCUCUGUUAAAACCAUGGCGACAAAGCUCUCAUUUCUUCUUCCUGUCUUGGCGUUUACGUUUUGUUUCUCCACAGAAAGCCGCAAGGAACUGAGGACCAAAGAGAUAAACCGAGAUAAUGUUAUACAGUUGGGGCGUGCAGUUCCUUCUAACACAAUUGAUCCGUCACGAGUUACCGAGCUCUCUUGGCGACCAAGGGUAUUUUUGUACAACGGUUUCCUAUCUGGUGAAGAGUGUGAGCACCUGAUAUCUUUGGGAAAUGACAUGGACAAAUCCAGCAGCAACGAUUCAGCCAAGUUUGUGGAUCUCUCCUUAAAAACUGAAGAUGAAGUGGUUGCAAGGAUUGAGGAACGGAUUUCCGCAUGGACUUUUCUUCCGAAAGGAAAUGGAAAACCGUUUCAUGUACUUCAUUCUGGGACUGACGAGACUAAACAGAACCUCAAUUACCUGGGCAACAAGUCCAUGAGCCUCCCCGGUGAAAGUGUAUUGGCAACCGUUGUAAUUUAUCUUUCAAAUGUCACACAAGGCGGUCAAAUCCUCUUCCCUGGAGCUGAGUCAGGAAGCUUGAGAUCAAAGAACAAGAUAUGGUCCGACUGUACAAAAAGUAGUCAAAUAACGAAACCUAUAAAAGGCAAUGCAAUUUUGCUGUUCAAUCUCCAUCCAAAUACUAGUUUAGACCCAAGCAGUUCUCACGCCAGGUGUCCAAUAACCGAGGGUGACUUGUGGUGGGCCGCAAAGAUUUUUGUGUUGAAACCUGUCAUCCGACUGAACAAAGUAACAUCAGAAACCGGCGAUGAUGAUGAUCUGUGCACAGACGAGGAUGACAACUGUCCACAAUGGGCUGCGGCUGGUGAGUGUGAAAGGAACCCGAUAUAUAUGGUGGGCACUGCUGAUUAUUACGGGACGUGUAGAAAGAGUUGUAACGUAUGCUGAUAUUGUGGUACAGUUGAUGUAGUUUCUAAACUCACUCUUUAUGGACACACUUUGUAAAGAAAUUUAUUGAAAAAUUAAUAAAAAAAAGUCUCAAUUAAGAAAGAAA